Messenger RNA from Clupea harengus (Atlantic herring), 1875 nucleotides. RefSeq names its product bactericidal permeability-increasing protein-like. Gene Ontology annotation, molecular function: lipid binding. The record is from RefSeq and is a predicted model, not a curated record. NCBI's taxonomy places the organism in Eukaryota, Metazoa, Chordata, Actinopteri, Clupeiformes, Clupeidae.
UCUUCCUGAUGUGGAGAAUAAGAGGCAAUGAGCGUCUCUUCCCCUCACAGUCCUCCCCUGUGAUCAGCCAGGGAGACACGCUGCUGCACUGCCCUACAGAGGGGGUGGUUUCUGCUAGUGCUACUGCUGCUGCUGCUGCUACCGCUACACCCGUGACUGCUAGUAGGAGAUAUAUCCUCACAGAUUCCCUCUCCGUAUGGUGACUUCGGGCAGGAUGUCCCCCUGGUGUCUGUUGACCCUGCUGACCCUGGUGCCCCUCACCCUGAGCUCAAAUGCAGGGGUCAAGGUCAAACUUACGCAGAAGGGGCUGGAGUACGCUCGGCAAAUUGGGAUGACAACACUGCAGCAGAAGUUAAAGACCAUCAAGGUCCCUGACCUGAGCGGGACAGAGAAGGUGGCUCCCAUUGGCAAGGUCAAAUACACCCUGUCAGGAAUGCAGAUCACAAGCCUGGGACUGCCCAAGUCUCAGAUGGGCAUGGUUCCAGGCACGGGGGUCAGUCUAGCGAUUGGGAACGCCUUCCUUAGCCUCCAUGGCAACUGGAAGGUCCGAUAUUUACAUUUCAUAAAGGACAGUGGGUCCUUCGACCUGGCAGUGAAGGACCUCACCAUCAACACCAACAUUGCCCUGAAGAGCGACGAGACCGGCCGCCCUGCAGUCAACACCGUCAGCUGUACCUCCAACGUUGGCAGUGCCAGCAUCAAGUUCCACGGCGGAGCCAGCUGGUUGUAUAACCUCUUCAGUGCCUACAUCGACAAGGCCUUGCGCAGCGCCCUCCAGAAGCAGAUCUGCCCCCUGGUGUCCGAUGCCAUAUCAGAACUGAAUCCCCACCUGAAGACUUUAAAUGUUCUGGCACCUGUGGACAAGUAUGCUGAGAUUGAGUAUUCAAUGGUUGCAUCUCCUGUCGUCUCCAAAGCCUUUGUGGACUUCGGCCUAAAGGGCGAGUUUUACAACAUCGGCAGGCACAAGGAGCCUCCGUUCUCCCCGCCAGUCUUCGGUCUGCCUCCGCAGGUCAACAACAUGCUCUACAUCGGUGUCUCAUCUUUCACCGCCAACUCUGCAUCCUUCGUCUACAACAAUGCAGGAGCCUUCAACCUCUUCAUCACAGAUGACAUGAUACCCCCCAGUUCCCCCAUCAGGCUCAACACCAGGACAUUUGGGGCGUUCAUCCCACAGCUAGCGAAGGAGUACCCCGGCCUGAUGAUGAAGCUGUUGGUGAAGACCACCAGGCAGCCCAUCAUCUCCUUCCAGGUCAACAACGUCACGCUGCAGGCCUCUGGCACAGUGACAGCCUACGCCAUCCAGCCCAACACCACCCUCGCCCCACUCUUUAUCCUCAACAUGGAGACCAGUGUCAGUGCUCACAUCUACGUGACCGGGGUGAAACUAGCCGGCUCAGUCAUCCUCAACAGAAUGUCUAUGUCUCUGGGGGCCAGCUAUGUGGGACCUUUUCAGGUGAAAUCUCUCGAUAACAUUUUCCUGAUGGUUUUGAAGGUUGCCGUGCUCCCCAAAAUCAAUGCUCAUCUGCAGAAAGGCUACCCUCUCCCUGCCAUUGGAAAGAUGAGCCUUGUGAACACUCAGCUGCAGGUCUUGAAGGACUACAUGCUGAUUGGAACAGAUGUUUCGUUCAGAGGAUGAGUCAGUCGUUUCCUCCCUCCAACAGCCUUCUCCCUCCAUCUCAGCCUCCCAUUCAACAAAGUCUUAUCUACAGAGUGCAUCGGGGUGUAAUUAAUAACUGCCAAAGACUCAAGUCUGUGCACACUUCAGUGGUCUUUUUAUAAACCACAUAUGCAUUUCUUCACUGUACAUUCUGUUUGCUGUUGGUCUGUGCCUUCAAUGUUCAAGAAUUACAAUAAAUAAAUUUGGGUUUUUCAGUA